Messenger RNA from Calidris pugnax (ruff), 653 nucleotides. RefSeq names its product peptidylprolyl cis/trans isomerase, NIMA-interacting 1 (gene PIN1). Gene Ontology annotation, molecular function: protein binding; peptidyl-prolyl cis-trans isomerase activity. The coding region runs from base 99 to 578 and encodes 159 amino acids. Gene Ontology annotation, cellular component: cytosol; nucleus. Lineage: Eukaryota; Metazoa; Chordata; Aves; Charadriiformes; Scolopacidae. The record is from RefSeq and is a predicted model, not a curated record. The transcript has 4 exons.
CUUGGACCAAUGGGAGGCUGGAAAGGGGAGGGUUGGGCCCGCCCCCUUCCCCGCGCCAAUGGGGCCGGGCCGGGUGCGGGAGGCGCAGCCGAGGGAAGAUGGCGGAGGAGGAGAAGCUGCCCGCGGGCUGGGAGAAGCGCAUGAGCCGCAGCUCCGGCCGCGUGUAUUACUUCAACCACAUCACGAACGCCAGCCAAUGGGAACGGCCCAGCGGCAGCGGGAAGAACGGCCAAGGGGAGCCCAGCAAAGUGAGAUGUUCACAUCUCCUGGUGAAACACAACCAGUCCAGAAGACCCUCGUCGUGGAGGCAGGAAAAGAUCACGCGGACCAAAGAUGAGGCACUGGAGCUUAUAAAUGGCUACAUCCAGAAGAUAAAAUCAGGAGAAGAGGAUUUUGAAUCCCUGGCUUCCCAGUUCAGCGACUGCAGCUCGGCCAAAGCGGGAGGCGAUUUGGGAGCGUUUGGGAGAGGUCAGAUGCAGAAACCUUUUGAAGACGCCUCGUUCGCGCUGAGGGCCGGGGAGAUGAGCGGACCAGUUUUCACAGAUUCAGGGAUCCACAUCAUCCUACGCACGGAGUGAAGUGCCUUUGGUGACACACACACAAAGGAAAGGGCGAGGGGAAGAAAGGAAAAAAUCAACCAACCAACAACCAAC